GCCGCGGGGCCGAGGCCCGGGGCUGGAGUUGGCCCCCGGGGGGGCCAUGCUGCCCCUCUCCCCGGCCGGGCUGCUCUGUACGCUGCUCGGGGUGUCGCUGACGGUGUGGAUCACAGUGCUGCUCGUCUUCAUCAUCGUUCCCGCCAUCUUCGGCCUCUCGUUCGGCAUUCGCCGCCUCUACAUGAGGGCCCUCCUCAAGGUGUUCGAGUGGGCCACGCUGCGGAUAGAAAGGGGAUUCCGCGAGAGGAACCACCUCAUCUAUAAAACCAACUCAAAUGGUAUCAUCGCAAAGGAGCCCACGUCCUUGGAGCAGGAGAUCAAGGAGAUAAGGCGGAGCGGGAGCAGUGGGGCCCUGGAUAACAGCGAAUUCGAAGUGUCCGACAUCUUCUACUUCUGCCGCAAGGGCGUCGAGACUAUCGUUGAUGACGAGGUGACCAAGAGGUUCUCCGCCGAGGAGUUGGAAUCGUGGAACUUGAUGACACGGACGAACAAUAACUUUCAUUACAUCAGCCUCCGGCUGACGGUGUUGUGGGGACUUGGAGUUUUUGUGCGAUAUUGCUUCCUGCUGCCCCUGAGGGUAACCUUAGCCAUCACUGGUAUCAGCUUGUUGGUGAUCGGGACGUAUCUAGUGGGCUAUCUGCCAAAUGGCAGGUUGAAGGACUUUCUGAGCAAGCACGUGCACCUGAUGUGCUACAGGAUCUGUGUUCGGGCCCUGACUGCUAUUAUUCACUACCAUGACAGUGAAAACAAACCCCAAAAUGGAGGCAUAUGUGUUGCCAAUCACACCUCUCCGAUCGAUGUCAUCAUCCUGGCUAGUGAUGGUUACUACGCUAUGGUGGGACAGAUUCACGGAGGGUUAAUGGGAGUCAUUCAGAAAGCCAUGGUAAAGGCCUGCCCCCAUGUUUGGUUUGAGAGAUCUGAGGUUCGAGAUCGCAAUCUGGUGGCAAUGAGGUUGACCGAUCACAUAAGGGACCAGGCUAUGCUUCCCAUCCUGAUUUUCCCGGAAGGAACCUGCAUCAACAACACCUCGGUUAUGAUGUUCAAGAAAGGCAGCUUUGAAAUUGGAGCCACCGUUUACCCAGUUGCCAUCAAGUACGACCCUCGUUUUGGAGAGGCUUUCUGGAACAGCAGCAAGUACGGGAUGGUGAACUACCUACUGAGAAUGAUGACCAGCUGGGCGAUCGUCUGUAGUGUCUGGUACCUGCCUCCCAUGACUCGUGAGGAAGGCGAAGAUGCUGUGCAGUUUGCGAAUCGGGUGAAAGCUGCGAUCGCCCGGCAAGGUGGCCUCGUAGAUCUGCUGUGGGACGGCGGGCUGAAGAGAGAAAAGGUAAAGGACACCUUUAAGGAGGAGCAGCAGAAACUCUACAGUAAGAUGAUCGUCGGGGACCACAAAGACAGAAGCCGAUCCUGAGAGCCAUCCUGUCGGAUUGCCGGCCUGGGGUGUGGGGGUGGGGUGGGGGGGGUGGGCACACGGCAAGAGACAUGGCAUUGCUGGGGUUGUGUACGGACCCAUAACAAAACUGAUGCAAGACACAAGCUACUCUGCUCCUCCCCCCCCAACCCCCCCUCUCUCUGUCAUUUGAGGACGGCGUCUAGAGGGGUUGAGAGACACGUUACCCUGGGGCGUCCCCCCCCCCACCCACCCCCGUGAGCGUACAAUCAAACCCUCUCUCUUUACAAAAGGGCAGAGCGGAGCUGGUUGUUUGGCGGUGGGGGGUGUGGGGUGUGAAAUGGACAUCACGUGGUGUUAUCAUACGGAUGACAAAGCUGUCUGUUCUUCGUCGAAACAUCGGAACACCUGGAGUUUGGAAGCUUUGGCUCAGAUGGCGGUGGGUGAAGGGGGGUAGUAGGCAGCGGAACAGGCAGGCGCAAGGGGUGUGGCGUCGGCCGGGCGUUUUCUUUGGUCAGGAGGAAACCAAGUAGAACAGACGAGUUUAAAGAGAAAAAUACGGCAGAAUCUUUCAUCAGCACUUCAUUGAAAGCAGCAUUGUCAGCCCUGACGAGACUCGCGAUGCAUGAUGUUAAUAUGUGUCUAGUAUGUUUUUCUUUAUUUCUAGACCAGUCUGCGGAUGUGUUGGGUGGGGAGGAGAGGGAAGAGGAGAAAGUAACUUGCAUGUUAUUUUUGUGUAAUUUUUUUUUCCCACUUUACGUGUCAUUUUUUUUUAAAAAAUGACAAAAACGAGUGUUUUUUCUGCGAUGGGAGAGGAUGCCAAACAGAACUGUCCGUCAACCCCUUUUUUUUUUUUUGCCUUAAGCUUCGGUCGGCCUCAGAUAGUCUAUCGAGCUCGUGAGGCGAUGAAAAAAAGAGAGGGGGGGGCUGGGGGGUUCGAAAUACUCGGAAUUGCAGCCACAAACUUUCCCUUUCCCGGAAUUGGGGGGGAGAGAAGAGAAGAGAGAGAGAGAGAGAGAGAGAGAACAGUGGGGAGGGAAUCUUAACACUAACACCUUGAGGCGACUGAUAUUGGCCAGAGCAGGAGAAGGAAUUAAGAUGCUUUUGAGAGAGAGAGAGAGACAAGAGAGUUGGCAGCAGAGUUUGAGACUCAUAGCCUCUUGUUUGUGACGUUCAACAUAGCCGGUCUGCUUCCCAUCGCCUAACACCUUAGUUGGCAAAGCAACCUCUUGUUGCUUUGCUUGGCAAGCGAUGGCGAAGGAAAGGGGCAGCUUAGUGUUUGACAUGCCAUCCCGUCUCUCCUCCACCCCUGGAAUAGGACCCUGUCGAGUGUGGCAAGGGUUAAUCCACGCUGUUGAUGAAGGCUCCCCCAAGCCACUGUCGCUUGACUGAUGGUACCUUGGCCAUGCUGACCCACUGAGCUUUGUAAUGGGGGACUGAGCUGAGGAAACCAGCCCUCGUCUCUAGGCUCGGUGUGUGUGUGGGAAGAUUGGUUACGUAUUCUGUGGCUGAAUUAUCAGUCCAGUUUCCAGAGUUUCCACACCAGUUGGUGGCUCGGAAGAAGAGAAGCAAGCGAGCUUUCGUGGCGGGUAUAAAAAUGCUGUGCUACUGAGGUUAACUGGCUCUUCAUUCUUCCAAUGGAAAGGUCUCUGAUUUUUGUGGGUAUCCUGGCCAUGCGCGCAAGGUUGGGGGUGGUGGUGGGGGGUGGGGAAGAGAAUGAGAGCUCUGGCCUCCCGAGCGCGCCAGUCACUCACAGCUGUGGCACAAGAGAAUAGUGCUCAGCCUGUCAAGUCAACUUGUCCAGCGAUUGUGAUUGUACGUCGCUCUGCGCGAUGCAGGGUGCUGAUAGAAAUUUUUCCGCCCCACUUGUCGGGGGAAGCGGGAUGCUAGUUUGACGUAGCGUCCUGGGGAGAGGCGGGGAAGAGUUUGUCAGGCGUCCCCCGGUCCCGAUUGGCAUCCGAGAGAGCUUCGCCCGACUCCGCGAUUUCAUUUCACAAUCGAGGAAAUCCGGUCAGGAAAUGGGCGCAGAAUAAAUAGCCUUAAGAUCCUCUCUCUUUAAACGAACGACCCGAAUUGUCAGUUGCUUGAUUAAGAAACCACGACAGGAAACAUCUCGAGGUGGGCCCCCGGCCAAUUAUUGGGAAAGCGUUUUGGACCGGAAGCUGGCUGGCCUGCUGCCCCUCUUGAAAUGUCAACAUAACGGGCACACAAUCUCUACGCCGCUGAGCAAAGAGAAGGAAACAGGAGCUCGUUGUUCCCCUUUGCUGACUCCUGAGAAUAUCGAGUGCUUCGGAAAAGGAUUUGCAACUUUUUGGCGGGGGGGGGGAAAUAAAGAACUAAGCUUCAAGUGUUCGGGAGAGUUGCUUGCUGACCCUGACGUUUCGUAGCUUGUCGGUUUCCGUUGGCCGAAGUAUUUUGAACCCAAUCGCGAAGCACCUGGAUACCUCUCUCUCUCUCUGUGUGUGUAUGUAUGUGAGUGUGUGUGUAUUUUUUUUAAUAUAUAAUACAUGUGGGGGUAAAAAAAUGUACCUUUUGGGAGUUUUAAAACAUCUUCACAUGCUUCAUUUGGGAACUUCUGUUACACAUUCAUGUAAGCGGCUAAUAAAGGUGAGAAUGAGGCACUCACUCACUCGCGCGAGAGAGA
Molecule: messenger RNA, 4034 nt
Organism: Callorhinchus milii (elephant shark)
Lineage: Eukaryota; Metazoa; Chordata; Chondrichthyes; Chimaeriformes; Callorhinchidae
Gene: gpat4
Product: glycerol-3-phosphate acyltransferase 4
Exons: 12
Coding region: 47-1411 (454 amino acids)
Biological process (GO): triglyceride biosynthetic process
Cellular component (GO): endoplasmic reticulum
Molecular function (GO): glycerol-3-phosphate O-acyltransferase activity
Source: RefSeq, a predicted model, not a curated record